Messenger RNA from Cannabis sativa, 2059 nucleotides. Its product is annotated as probable beta-1,4-xylosyltransferase IRX10L. Gene Ontology annotation, molecular function: 1,4-beta-D-xylan synthase activity; glucuronoxylan glucuronosyltransferase activity. The transcript is spliced from 4 exons. The record is from RefSeq and is a predicted model, not a curated record. Gene Ontology annotation, biological process: glucuronoxylan biosynthetic process; plant-type secondary cell wall biogenesis. The coding region runs from base 476 to 1726 and encodes 416 amino acids. NCBI's taxonomy places the organism in Eukaryota, Viridiplantae, Streptophyta, Magnoliopsida, Rosales, Cannabaceae.
GGGAAGAUAUAUAAAUAUAGAAUUGUUGAGCAGGUGAGUAGGUCCACCAAUAAGUUUGACCAGUUUUGCAAUAGACUUGUUUUUAUUUUCUUUCCCCAAGUCUCUCUCAGCUCAGCUCAAACUCAACACAACACAACACAACACAACCACCACCCUCUGUUGGGUUGGGACUUGGGACCUGAGUUGCCUUGCUUGCCUGGAAGCCUCAAAACCUAAUAGCGAAAACGAAGCUUUACCUUAUUAUGCUUCCAAACUUCCAUCUUCCCAUCCUUAAAACAAUAUAACAAACUCCUUCAAAACAAACCCUUUACUUCAUCUUCACAAUGCCCAACCACUAGAAUCCUUCACAACCCAUUUUGCCCCUUUUGAGUUUUUUGAGCUUUUUCAUUUCUGGGUAUUCGGAUUCACAACUCAAAUCUUCAAGUACCCAUUUGUGUUUUUCACUUCCUUAUUGGUGAAUUUAGAGUUCAAGAAAAUGGAUUUUUUAAAGUGGGUUUUCGUUGGGAUUCUUUGUACUUCAUUUGUCUUGGAGAUUGGUGCUGUCAGGCGAGGACGAACUCAACCCACUGAGCGAAUUUCAGGUAGUGCCGGUGAUGUCUUGGAAGACAAUCCAGUUGGGAGGUUGAAAGUUUUUGUGUACGAGCUUCCUAGCAAGUACAACAAGAAGAUUUUGCAGAAAGAUCCAAGAUGCCUUACCCACAUGUUUGCUGCUGAAAUUUUUAUGCAUCGGUUUCUCUUAUCCAGUCCUGUUCGUACGCUAAAUCCUGAAGAAGCGGAUUGGUUUUAUACCCCUGUGUACACGACUUGUGACCUAACACCAAAUGGCCUCCCAUUGCCUUUUAAGUCACCACGAAUGAUGAGAAGUGCCAUACAGCUUAUUUCAUCAAACUGGCCUUACUGGAAUAGGACCGAAGGAGCUGAUCACUUUUUUGUAGUGCCUCAUGAUUUUGGACCAUGCUUCCAUUAUCAAGAGGAAAAGGCAAUCGAAAGAGGAAUUCUUCCCUUGCUUCAACGGGCUACCUUGGUUCAAACUUUUGGGCAACGAAAUCAUGUUUGCUUGAAAGAGGGGUCAAUUACUAUUCCUCCUUAUGCACCACCUCAGAAGAUGCAAGCCCACCUGAUUCCUGAGAAAACUCCUAGGUCCAUUUUUGUUUACUUCCGAGGCUUGUUCUAUGAUGUUGGAAAUGAUCCAGAAGGCGGGUACUAUGCCAGAGGUGCGCGGGCAGCAGUAUGGGAGAACUUCAAGGAUAAUCCUCUUUUUGACAUCUCUACAGAACAUCCAACCACAUACUAUGAAGAUAUGCAACGGGCAGUCUUUUGUUUGUGCCCACUUGGCUGGGCUCCUUGGAGUCCAAGAUUGGUGGAAGCUGUGAUUUUCGGUUGCAUUCCUGUUAUCAUAGCUGACGAUAUUGUUCUGCCCUUUGCUGAUGCAAUUCCCUGGGAAGAAAUUGGUGUGUUUGUAGAUGAGAAAGAUGUGCCCAACUUGGACACCAUACUCACUUCAAUCCCACUGGAUCUGAUCUUAAGAAAGCAGAGGUUACUUGCCAACCCUUCAAUGAAACAAGCUAUGUUAUUCCCACAGCCUGUUCAAUCAGGAGAUGCCUUCCAUCAAGUUCUGAAUGGACUGGCAAGAAAGUUGCCGCACGACCGAAGCAUUUUCCUUAAGCCAGGUGAGAAAGUCCUGAAUUGGACAGCAGGACCUGUUGGUGACCUGAAACCAUGGUAGCACAGUCAAUUUACCCUUUUUUUCUUAGUAUUAUUCUUUGGGAUUAUAGGAACUCAUUCUGUCCCCUUUUUCCCAGUCCCCAAAAGUUUAGAAGAGUUUGUAUAAUAAUUUGUCAUGAUCAUUGAAGUGUAAAUUUUUUAUUUUAUCAGAUUAACAGAUUAUAUAUUCCCUUUGCAGCCUGGGCCCUGAGAUGUGUCUUUUAUGUUCUUAUAUGAUAUAUUUUUUUUCUUUGUAGACUCUGAUUGUUGAUAGUCUUACCUGAAAGCAUUUUGUACGAUUGUUCCAUUGUUUUUUAGUCGAAUCAUAUAUCAAUGAAGGUUUUGAUUUCCAAAA